Molecule: messenger RNA, 1206 nt
Organism: Apis florea (little honeybee)
Lineage: Eukaryota; Metazoa; Arthropoda; Insecta; Hymenoptera; Apidae
Biological process (GO): sensory perception of smell; detection of chemical stimulus involved in sensory perception of smell
Cellular component (GO): plasma membrane
Molecular function (GO): olfactory receptor activity; odorant binding
Source: RefSeq, a predicted model, not a curated record
AUGUUGGGAAAAGCGACACCAGAUAAAGUUAUCGAUAUUAUUCGGUUCAGCGUGGCCAUAUGUUUCUGUUGGCCAUGUCCUCUCAAUAGUAGCAGAAAUCAAAUUUUUGGUUUCAAAGUUUUACAAAUCAGUAGCGUGAUUAGCGCGUGCAUGAUGCUUCUACCUUUGUUCUAUUCAAUUUAUUUGCACAACGACGAUGUCAUACAUAUCUCUAAAUGCAUCUGUAUAUCAAUAGGUGUCACUCAACUUAUUGUCCAAACUCUUAUAUGCUUCAUCAAACACAAUUCGUUACAACGUGUUGUUGGAGAAAUGAUGAAAUGUGUCAAAGAAGCGCAACAAAACGAAAUGGAGAUCUUCUCAAAAUACAUCGAAAAGUGCAAGAUAUUCUAUGGAAGUUCCAUAAUAUUUUCAUAUUUGACUUCGACCGCUUUCAUGCUGGGACCUAUAAUACUGCCGAUUUCUUUUCCAUUUGAUGCAGAGUAUCCUUUCCGCGUUAACCAUUCGUUGGCAAUUAUCAUUGUAUAUAUACAUCAGUCUUUAGUUGGCUAUCAAUGCUCUGCAAACGUAUGCGCAAGCGUAUUCGGAGCACUUUUACUUUGGUUUACGGUCGCAAGAUUCGAAUGUUUGAUCGUGGAAUUCCAAAAAUGUACAGAUAUUGAUAUGGUGAUUACUUGUGUUAAGAAACAAGUACAAUUAAGGAGAUAUGCGAAAGAAGUGAUCAAAUGUUUUCGUUAUAUAGUACUUUAUAACAUAACAAUAACAACAUUUGCUUUGAUUAUUUCCUGCAUUAUUUUACUUAUGAUACGAAUUAAUAAACAGAAUGUACCACUAAUUGUGAAAAUGCAAUUCAUAAUCAUAUGUGUCACUAUAAUGACGGAGAUUUAUAUAUACGCAUGGCCAGCUGACUAUGUGAAGAAUAUGAGUAUAAACAUAUCGAGAAGCGUGUAUGAGUUAUCAUGGUAUGAACAGACGUUAGAAAUGCGAAAGUAUUUGCUUAACGUAUUGAUAUAUCAAAAACCAAUAACCUUUUCCAUCAGCUGUAUAGUACCAGAACUUACUUUGCAUUAUUAUUGUUCAUAUCUCUCCAAUGCAUUCUCCAUCUUUACUACAUUACGUAUUUUAUUAGAAGAUUCAACAUAAAUAUUAGAUUAAUUAUAAUGAAUAAAAUCCGUAAUUAUAUAUGUAUGGUUCUUAUUGUAUUAAUAA